AUGACAUCCUCUUCAGUCGAGAUUGCUUUCGCGCGGAAAACACAGCCGAACUCCUCAAAAUACCUAUCCGACCACGGUAUCCAGACUAUCGAUACGGCCGAAAUCUACCUUGGAAGCGAAGAGCUUCUCGGUGCCGCCAGCGCAGUUUCCCUAGGUUUCACCAUAGACACAAAAGUAGGGCAUGGAGCCGGGGGUUCAACAACACCAGCCACAAAGGAAAAUGUCAUCCGAAGCGGAGAGGCUAGCUUAAACAGACUGAAAACAAACCAGGUGGAUGUUUAUUAUAUUCAUGGGUUUGAUCAGCGUGUCCCCCUGAAGGAUACCUUGGAGGGGAUCAAUGAGCUCUACAAAAAGGGUGUUUUCAAGAGGUUUGGGCUAUCAAAUUUUUCUGUAGCAGAGAUUGAGGAUGUCGUUCGUAUCUCGAAGGAGAGAGGAUUCGUCUUACCAACCGUGUACGAAGGAAAUUACAAUGCCAUUAAUCACUUGAUCGAGAAGAAGCUUUUUUCGACAAUUCGGAAAUAUAACAUGGUGUUCCAUGCAUAUUCGCCCAUUGCCGGUGGGCUGCUGGCCAAGACACCCCAUCAGAUCAAGGAAGGCGGACAAGGGCGUUGGGACAUCAACACAUUCGUCGGAAAAUUGUAUUAUGGCAUGUACAACAAACCCAACGUUAUGGAGUUUCUGGAAAAGUUUGGUAAGAUUGCAACGACUAAAACUAAGUGCUCGCAGGCAGAGCUCGCCUAUAGAUGGAUUGCAUAUCACUCUCGAUUGAAAGGCGAGCUCGGGGAUAAGAUCAUCGGUGCUCGGUACGGGCCACAGUUGACUGAAGUACUUGAUGCUCUAGGACGGGGUCCGUUAUCCGCUGAGGUUGUGGAGGAGGUUAAUGGGUUGUGGGAUCUUGUCAAGGAUGACCCUCCAGCUGAACAUCGCACUAUUCUUGAAGAGUUGAAGAGGUCGGAUAUCAAGUAA
This is a messenger RNA of Talaromyces stipitatus ATCC 10500, 966 nucleotides long. RefSeq names its product aldo/keto reductase, putative. Gene Ontology annotation, molecular function: oxidoreductase activity. Lineage: Eukaryota; Fungi; Ascomycota; Eurotiomycetes; Eurotiales; Trichocomaceae. The coding region runs from base 1 to 966 and encodes 321 amino acids. The record is from RefSeq and is a predicted model, not a curated record. The transcript is spliced from 2 exons.